AUGCCGGAUCUUGAUCCAGCGCAAGAGGCUGGACCCGCCGCCGAAUACCGCCACCUCACCUCCCGCACCCGGCAAAUCCCCCGCUCCAUCAUUGAUUCCAAAUGGACGCCGCUCGACCCGGCAUCCAUCUCGGUAGUCGACUCCCUCGUGGCCGACGCCGCCCGCCCAGUGCUUCUCCGCCUACGCGACCGCGACCAGCGCCAUGCCCAGGCGCAGACCAUUUUGCAUACCUUCGCCACGCGGCUCCGCACAAAGCUCGUCAAGGGCAUGCCCUUUCCGCCUCCGACGAUAUCUGCCGCCCAGGCGCCGUCUUCAAGGAAGACGACCAGGAAAAGAGCGCAAUCGGGUCGAAGUGGCUAUGAAGCCGAGCUUGACUUUGAGAAGACGGUCGACGCGAUCGCGAGUCUUGAGCGUGCGCUCGAUCCGUUGCUGCAUUCCGUCGUGUUGCUCAAGGCGGAGAAGGAGCGGGAGGAGCGGGAGCUGGAGAGGGAGUACAAGCUCCUCCGACAGCUCGAGGGGAACGCCAAAGCCGAGAGGAUGGGCUGGAGGGAGCGGGGGAAGAGGAGCCAUGUCCUUGCUGGAGGGCUUGCCGGUGCUGGGGAGAAAGGGGGAGAGGGGGGGUUGGGGUUGGAGGUUGUUAAGAGGCAGGAGGGCAAGGGAGGGGCUGGAGGGGUGUUUAAGGACCUCCAAGAGGAAGAGCUGCUCGCGUUGUCGCAGCAGAUUGGCAGCCAUAUGGAGAGCAUGAGGAGUAACUUGGCCCAGAUCGAUGGAGUUCUCCCGGCUAUUGCGAAGACCAAGGCGGCGCUACAAGGGGCGCUGUGUCAGUAUAUGGACCCGGUACAGUAUGACCAGGUGGUGCUUGGCUAA
Molecule: messenger RNA, 867 nt
Organism: Canariomyces notabilis
Lineage: Eukaryota; Fungi; Ascomycota; Sordariomycetes; Sordariales; Chaetomiaceae
Exons: 2
Coding region: 1-867 (288 amino acids)
Source: RefSeq, a predicted model, not a curated record